This is a messenger RNA of Pochonia chlamydosporia 170, 945 nucleotides long. RefSeq names its product F-box domain-containing protein. NCBI's taxonomy places the organism in Eukaryota, Fungi, Ascomycota, Sordariomycetes, Hypocreales, Clavicipitaceae. The coding region runs from base 1 to 945 and encodes 314 amino acids. The record is from RefSeq and is a predicted model, not a curated record. The transcript has a single exon.
AUGGUCCAACUAUUGGUUAAUCCGACCCUUUCGUCGCCUGGCAGCAGCGCAUCUGCCCAUGAACAGACGGAUGGAUUCACUGGUGCUAGUGCUGUGAAGCAGGAAGCGACGACCACAUCCCGAGAAGAACACGCACAGCGCAUGAAGGAACUCAACUUGAAGCGCAGCAUGAUGAGAACACCACGACGAGGAUGGUCCCUGAGCGACUACCAUGACAACCAGCACCAAUCUAUGCCUCACUACCAUCCUCACUACAUCUCCCAAGUGGAACGACAAGCGCCCAUUCCCGAGAAUGCUGUCCUACAGUCUUCCAUUAUUAGACCCGAUUCGCCGGCAUCUUCGACAUUUUCGUCAGCAUCUUCAACAGUUGGCCCACUGGUCCAGAUACCUCGCCGGCCGAAGAUGCCUCCCCCUCGCCGGUCACAGUCUGUGACAGACAAGGAGCCAGAGCCCAGCAACCAGCCACGACUUCCAGCAAAUAUGAACCUACUUGACCUUCCAUCUGAGUUACAUUAUGCUCUGUUUGACUUCCUCGACCCCAUCGAUGGCGCCUGCCUUGGACUUGCCCACUCGCGGUUAUACUCGAUUCACCGGCGGAAGAACGGCAAGGUCUCCUUGUCAAGUCGGUACUCUGGACCUAACGACAGGGAAUGGGCUUGGCGGGGUGCUGGCCCUCUAAUCCGCCGGGAAACCAGCGACUUGACCGUUACCGAUAAGGCGCUCGGGAAUCUUCGCGUCAAAGGUCAGGUAUACUGCAGAAAGUGUGGCGUCUCCCGAUGUGAACUCCAUCGCCAUCUAAAGGAUUGGAUGGGCAGCGGGUAUGAGUACUGUGAGAUUCGAAAGAUGUACGGCCGACCCGCCGACGAGGGUGCCAAGUCGUAUUGCUACAUGAGCUCGCCUAAGAAUCCGCAUCGGUGUGGUCGUCACGGAGGGAAGAAGAAUUAA